ACACUAUGGAUGGCUUGCCCAUUUUGCGGCAGGUGCCUGUGCUGUCCUUCACACCAGGCCACGUCUCCGUAAGUUGUCGGACGCGUUGUUGCAGUUUUCAGCUCGGUAUAACAGACAAAAUGGGGUAAAAUGUGGAUCCACAACAGGUUAAAGAGCGUCCCCGGCGUGUUUUCCAGCACCUGGGCGAGGAGAAUGCUGGCUAUUUUGCUGGCGGUCAGUGUGGUCAUCUGGUACAUAGGGCCUUCAAUUUUCGAUAUGGGACGGCGAGCUUGGAACAAGCCGGAUCUUCUGUCGACCUGUUUAAACGACAAACUAACACCAUGGCUGCAUGCUGCUCAGGAGUUGGAUGCAGUGGUUACUCAGGGGAACGUGAAGGCAGCCCAGCUUCCUUUCGUGGGGAACGGCAAGAUUGGGUUCGUGCCCGGGGAGGGACUGUUCAUUGCUACCCCGGACAGGGACAACCCUCAGUACUCAUCUCUCACAUUGAAGGUGCCCUAUGACCCCUCCAUACAGGUGGCUAUAGAAACUCUCACCACCAGGAAAGAGUCUUCAGUAUUAGACUACAAACACGGCGUGUUCCAUAAAUAUACGUGCUACAAGAAGUCUGAAACUGACUCGUUGUUGAUGGAGCUAAAGGUAGCUUCACAUCGAACAAAGCCAAGCCUGCUAGUCCAGGAGCUUCGCGUAGAAAACCCGACAACGACACCACUGCUGGUCAGUGUGAAGCAGUCCAGCUCUGUCAGUUCCAACUCCCUGUCCUUACAAACCCUCACAGUCAUGUUUGACGAGAAGAACCCACCUAAAGAGUACAUCCUUCUGCGCGGCACUAUCACCACUGUGGACAGCAGGGUCAUCAUGUUUGCCAUGGCGACCCCAAAGGUGUCUGAGGUCUUGAAUGUGGAUGAGAAGAGCGCUUUCACCUUUACCUUUGUCACCGCUGUCCACUACAGUGAACCUGCACCACACGUGGAACAGGACAAGUUGGAGAGAGUUACUGAACUUGCCAAAAAUGACAUCAAGGAGUAUUUUCUAGCUGGCCCAGAGAACAGCAACCUUUUAGUCCAGCACAAGUCAGCUUGGAGUAAAGUCUGGGCGUCUGGACUUCAUGUUGACCCCAGGAAGGUCCUGCACAUCCCCCAUCCUUCCAUUGUUAACUCUAGUAUGUACUACGUCCUGUCUUCUGUCCAGGCUCCUCUCCAUCUAGAUGGAAUUGAUCUGGCGAAGAGGAAACAACUUGAACAGCUAUUAUGGAAGCAGGAGAACUGUUUCUCCGGCCAUCCAACUACGCACGCCAACAACUUGUGGCCGAGUGUGAAGCAGGAGGCGGACAUUGCUGAGCUGUCCCACCUGUGGCAGCUGACGCUGUCCAAGCGGGGCUGUGCACCUCUGGUAGCAGCAGGGGCUGAUGGUAUGCUGGAGGCAAUGAUCCUUAGCUUUGGAGGGUUACAAAUUACCCGAGACCAUCUGGCCUUCAACGGCGACCCUGACAUCCUGCGCAGCAACAUCGCCUUCCGCGACAUCCGCUACAACAACAGUCACAUCAACCUGACUAUCCUGAUGGAGGAGGAUGGCCAGGCAACUAUGCAUGUUUCUGUGGACAGCCCUAGUAAUGCUGUGUUGUAUGCAUGUGAGGCAGGCUGUCUGAGUGAGCCUGUGUCUCUAACUUCUACAAUUACAGAGUUCUCAGUGAAGGUGACCAAACCGCUUACAUCCCUGCUGUACAUAGCACCCAGUAGACGCCAUCUUCUUGACAUUAAGAGAACCAUUCAUGUGAAAGAAGUUAUAACACAUCUUGAUCAUCUUGAAAAUUUGUCUGGUCCCAAAACAGGUCUGCCUCCAGUGUUCUGGGUCAGCAUUGCUUUUCUGAUUGGACUCUUCCACCUCUUUUUGAUUAAACUGAUCUACAAUGAAGUUUGUGGUGCAGGCGCAGCUCGAACUAGUACUAAAUAUAGUGCAUAAAACAUUACCAUGGGAUUACUGUUUGUUUAGAUCAGUAUUUACUGAGUGGAACAUUUGAAUGUUAGAAAGGCACAGUUUACUCCACUUUGUUUUCUCAAUGCCAAUUGAUGCUUUUCUGUAAUGAAAAAGAGUUAGUGCAAAAAUGCAAGUUUUUGCAAUUUUUCCAGAAUGAGAUUGUAGAAUUUCAAGAAAGCAGGCAAAGCAAUGUAUUCCUUUAAUCAGAUAUGCAAGCACAAAUGUAACUUUGCCUCAAGACUGGUAGAUUGGGCAAUGGUGAUAGACUAUCAUAUGGUGUAAACUCCAGAAGGAAAGUAAGAAUUGAGAAUUUUUCAUUAGCUGUUGUACAUCUCAUUUUCACACACAAUGGUACUAG
Branchiostoma belcheri (Belcher's lancelet) is the source of this 2332-nucleotide messenger RNA. RefSeq lists its product as uncharacterized. The record is from RefSeq and is a predicted model, not a curated record. The coding region runs from base 130 to 1959 and encodes 609 amino acids. Lineage: Eukaryota; Metazoa; Chordata; Leptocardii; Amphioxiformes; Branchiostomatidae. The transcript is spliced from 2 exons.